AUGUCGCUCGUAUCGCCUCUUGGAAUCCUUUGGUUGAGCUCAAUCAUCAUUUCGAGCUCAGAGGGAUUGUGUUGCUUUCAGUGGACUCGGUUCGAUCGCGAGCAGAGUGCUGUUUGUCAGCGCUCUUGUCUUCGGAUACGGGGAGGAAAUGAUGGCGGAGAUGAGAAGAACGCUUCUGUUCAAGAGGAAGACCCACACAUGUUGAAUGUCUGGGACAUAGCCAUUGACGCUGCAGAUAAGAAUGGCAAAAAAUUAAGAGACCAAUUCGCAAAAGCCGUUAUGCAGGGGAGCUCCAACAUUCUUGAGCAUCUGACAAAGCAGGACGAAGGGACCGAGGGAGUGCAAUCAGAAAUCGAGGGAGAACAACGAGAGAGGAAAAAUGAAGAGAUCGGAGAUGUACAACAAGAUAUCAAAGUUGUACAAGGAAAGAUCGAAGGUGUACAAGGAAAGAUCGAAGGUGUACAACAAGAGAUCACAGAUGUGUUGAGAAGGAUGCAAGAUCAAAAUGACCAAAUGCUGAAGGAGGUCCACAUGCAGCUUGUGCAGCAGCUUGUAGCGUACCAGCAGCAGCUUGUAGAGGACAAGAAGCAGCUUGUAGAGGACAAGAAGCAGCUUGUAGCGUACCAGCAGCACCUUAUAGACAGGGAGAAGCUGCUUUUAGACAAGGAUAAGCUGGUUGAGGGGCUUAUUCCACAUCCUGUGCAACUUAGAGACAGUAUGUCAAGACCUGAAGGUGAAACAGAAUUGAAUGUGGCUAUCAUGGGUACUAACAGGACUUAUGCUAGUUGGCAUGCUAAGUUUCUUGAAAGAGCUCUGGACUACCGCAUGCGCAGGAAAGGUUUUACGGGCUAA
Molecule: messenger RNA, 852 nt
Organism: Guillardia theta CCMP2712
Lineage: Eukaryota; Cryptophyceae; Pyrenomonadales; Geminigeraceae
Exons: 2
Coding region: 1-852 (283 amino acids)
Source: RefSeq, a predicted model, not a curated record